CUCAACCAGCGACUAAUUGAGACUGAAAAUUUGUGACAUAAUAAAAUGUCUAAAAAACUUCAAUUAAGCCGUCGUGGACAAAAUGAAAAUGAUGAAGACUCUGAUAUAGCCACUAUCAAACAUUUCCACCAUGAAGAAGACGAAAAUGAUGAAGAAUCUUCUACCAAACAGAGGCAGAACCGUGACAUUAAUGAAGUCGCAGAGGCUACUGUAAAAAAGCCAAAAGCUCAAGAUACAACAUCUGAAAUUGACACGACUGACACAUUGGACAGACCACUAAAUUCAACUGCAGACGAAAGUUAUUAUGUUAAAAACGAAGCUUAUUUUUCAGAUUUUACAAACUUUAGAUUAUUUGCAGAAGUUGCACAAGCUGGACGAGCUCGUGCUGAAGACAGCAUAUUUGAGGCAGAAACCAAAGGUUCAAGCAUCUCAUUUGAUACUGAAGUCAGUCCGGUUGGAGCCAAAGUAAUGGCUCGAGCUGAAGUCGCCAGUGCAUCAGCUAGUGUCGGUCCAGUUGGUGUGAAAGUGGGACUUGGAUUUGACACGGGUGCAUCUGUUGGUGAGGAUGGGGUGGAGGCCAAAUUCCUGGGAACUGGAUUCUCAAUUGGUCAAAAAAACAGCAUAUCUGUUCUGGGUUCAGAAGCAUCAUGUUCAGUCAUGUAGUCAUAGAGGUAUUAAUUACCUUGGAAUAUUGAUGUGUAACAUUUUACUACUGAACCAUGAAGAGAAAAAAAAAACAAAAAAAACAUUAACUUUAACUUUGACCGGAUUAAAUG
Messenger RNA from Carassius auratus (goldfish), 776 nucleotides. RefSeq lists its product as uncharacterized. The coding region runs from base 46 to 663 and encodes 205 amino acids. The record is from RefSeq and is a predicted model, not a curated record. The transcript is spliced from 3 exons. Lineage: Eukaryota; Metazoa; Chordata; Actinopteri; Cypriniformes; Cyprinidae.